This is a messenger RNA of Cetraspora pellucida, 369 nucleotides long. Lineage: Eukaryota; Fungi; Glomeromycota; Glomeromycetes; Diversisporales; Gigasporaceae. The record is from the annotation of a GenBank genome assembly.
AUGUGCAUGUCAGUUUUUACUUAUUGUUUUGAUAUCUAUGACACGCUGCACGUCCUUUUAGUGAAGAUGACUACUAAAAGUGUUGAAAAUCCUCACGAAGAACAACAAAAAACGUUAUUAAAUAGAAUUGUCUCUAAUGUAGUAAGUAUACGAGAUAUUGAUGCGGUUCUUUACCAAACAAGUUUUCUAAAUACCAUUAUUUCUAUAAAGAAAAAAUUAAACGAUGUUCUUGAAGAUAUGAAUUGUCGUAUUAUGGAAAUAAAUGAAUACAAUCGGGAUAUUGUGGUACUUUCGCAAUUCUGGGCAAAUUAUAGCAGAAACGCUACUUUUAACCUUGAAAGUAUGCACAAAUUGAGGGAUCCUAUGUAA